This is a messenger RNA of Meleagris gallopavo (turkey), 3749 nucleotides long. The record is from RefSeq and is a predicted model, not a curated record. NCBI's taxonomy places the organism in Eukaryota, Metazoa, Chordata, Aves, Galliformes, Phasianidae.
AUUCUCAAGUUAUUCAGGAGACAGGGGAUCACUCACACUGGUGUGUGGUGGCAUACUGGGAAGAGAAGAUGCGUGUGGGUCGGCUGUACUCUGUCCAAGAGCCCUCCUUGGAUAUCUUCUAUGAUCUACCUCAGGGGAAUGGCUUCUGCCUUGGGCAGCUCAACUCGGACAACAAAAGCCAGCUGGUGCAGAAGGUGCGCAGCAAGAUCGGGUACGGCAUCCAGCUCACCAAGGAGGUGGAUGGCGUGUGGGUCUACAACCGCAGCAGCUACCCCAUCUUCAUCAAGUCGGCCACACUGGACAACCCCAACUCCAGGACAUUGCUGGUGCACAAAGUGUUCCCGGGUUUUUCCAUCAAGGCUUUCGAUUACGAGAAGGCACACAGCCUGCAGAGGCCAAAUGACCAUGAGUUCAUGCAGCAGCCACGGACUGGAUUUACCAUGCAGAUCAGCUUUGUGAAGGGCUGGGGCCAAUGCUAUACCAGGCAGUUCAUCAGCAGCUGCCCUUGCUGGUUGGAAGUUAUUUUUAAUGAUCGAUGACAUGAGACGGAGCAGACUCAUAAUAUUUAUACUACUUUGCUGUUAUUACUUCCAUCUGAGUGCUUGCUUUUCAUGCAACCUUUUUGUUCUUGUUUAGUUUGUUGUCAUUUCCCAUUUUAAGAAAUAGCUUAUGGAAAGAUUUUCAUCCAGAUAUUUUGAUAAAUAGAUCUAUUUUUUAAAGUGUGAACGACCAGUAACUCAGAAGGACAAGUAAAGGGUGGAGCGGGAGCAGACCGCAUACAAUAACCAUUUCCCACUUCCAAAAGGAUUAUCCUAUGUGACGAAUGGGUUGGGAGCCACUUGCUCUUGGGUAGCAUGAUAGGAUCCCCUUAUUUUUCACACUCUCCAAUCCCAGUGCUGGUGGCACCCAACCAGCACCCCUCCCCAGCAGUGCUAAUCCAAUGUAGCUACCACCAAUGGUGCACAAACUUCCCACCAGGUCUUAUCCCACCCGUGUAGUUUUUGUCAUUGAGUUUUGUCAUUGGGUCAUGGUUGUUGGGUUUGCGUCUUGUCCCUGUGUCUAUCCUGUACGCUGUCCAUCCAUACACUCAUCUUUCCACCAUUUUCUCAUCAUGGAUUGGUACAAGGGGAGAAAACACUGGUGAAGAAACCAUGCAUGGCUCAUGUUUUGCAGUUGGAGCUGAGAUACAACAUGACAUAAGCCUGAAAAAAAACCAACCCACAAAGCAAAACAAAAUAAAAACAAAUGGGGAAGAAAAAGUGUUGAGGAUAGUUGAGUCUGUCAGAACCUGUUGACUUAAGUUAUGCUGGUACAAUUGUAUCUGGAGAUGCCAUUAUGCUUUCAUUUCUUCUUGAAUUCAUACACACGUAUGAUACUUUUACAUUGUUCUUAGCUCAAUGAGCAUGUUUAAAACUUAACAUAAGCUAUUUUUCUAAAUACAAAGGUUUAAAUGAACAAGAGAGCAUUCACAUCAGAACUUUGGCAUUGUAGUGCUUUGGAAAGAAAACACAGAAAAGGAUUCCUUAAAAAAACCCUGAGAUUUAUUAAAGAAAAAAUGUAUUUUAUGUUACAUAUAAAUAUAUUAUUACUUGUAAAUACAAAGACAUUUUAUAAGCAUCAUUAUUUAUGUAACGUGCAAUGUGUAUAAAUGAGAAAAAUAAGAAAAGAUGCACUUUGCUUUAAUAUAAAUGCUAAUAACAUACGCCAAAUUUAAAAAAAAAACAAAAAACAUGAGAUUGGUGUUUUUUUCUGUGAGUGUUCUCAUCCAGAUGAAUAUGUUUGUUUUUUUUUUUCUAAAGGAAUUUAUGUUCCAUUAAAAUAUAAAAAUAUACACUUGACCCAUGGAGCAGAGUGGCUUUGUUAGAGGUGGGGAGGAGCUGCAGGAAGGGUGUUCCUGUUGCUUGUCAUGUCAGCUUGAGCAGACUGCCAUGGCAGCAGCCCAGCGCUCAUCCUAUACCUAAAAAACAAUGGCUCUGAGGCCAAUGUGUGAUCUGGGCUGGCCCACCGCUUUGACUGGUACUCCAUGUCACAUCCAACAUCCACAUGUCCUCAGCAGAAGAGAAGUCCCUACAGCUGGUUGAACUCUUACCUUGGGUGAAGGCAAACCUUUCUGCAUGAAAACCACCAGCUCUGUGGAGCUUGGAGGCUUUGGAGGGGUGCAGCAUCUGUGUCUUGGACCCUACUGGCCUUCACAAGGUGGAUGGAUGUGGUGGUGGAUUAGUCUUUGUGAGCAUCAGAACCAGGUUCAACCGACACUGUGCCUUUCUGUUCAACAUGCCCUACCCAAAGGGAUUUAUUGAGAUACAAUAUUUGAUCUGCUCUGAAUGGACUGUGCCUUCAGCUAGAUUCCUUUCAAAGGCUUCAAAAUGGCUUUGGAUAACGUGUGAUGGAUGUACUCACCUGUCUUGCUUGGUGUGCCCAAGAGGGCAGACAUUGGGGUGACUGCCUACAGUUCAAUUUACCUAAUUUCCUUUCCAUUCUGUUCCAGAACACUUGAAAUACUCAAUAACCUCAGCACAUCUCUAUGGUCCAGUGGUCAACCAGCGACAACAGUUAGUGUGGGAGGCUCAAGGAGUGCUCCAGUCUGUUCUGUGGUAUCAAUUUGGGAAUUUGGGAUGACUGAAAUCAGUCCAUUCUGGUUAACCAUAAUCUCGCUAUGUACUGAGGUUCCAGCAAAACUGGCACUAAAUCAUCUGAAGAUAUCCUGCAUCCCAGUCAAUUAUGGCACAAUUGCAUCUUUUUUUUUCAACUGUUGCUGAGUGGUAAUAGAAGAGUGCAAUAAAGUAGGGUCAAAGCGUGUCACUUUUUUUUUGAUAAAUCAUAUGUGAAAUCUGCUCAAACUGUCAACUGCUGAUCAAAGAUAGUGCCUGUGAUGGGUGAUGUAGGACAGAGUUUCCCUCUACUCCACCGUCGUGAGAUUAUUGGAUCAAGUGGUUUCCAUAGGGCAGAAAUAAUCCCUACUUUACUUGGGUGAUUCUCUGCAUGGGACUCAUUCUCUAUCCGUCCCAAGGACCCCAAGGAAUCAGUGGGCUCGUCUUGCAGUUUCUUAGCAAGUCCAGUGGGUGAAGGGACUCAUGGAGAUGUCAGGGCAAUGGAGUAUUUACAGAAUGGCAGCUCCACACAUUACAAGACCUUAGGAGAAUAUUUGCUUUGUGCUGUACUUUGUACCCAGUGUUCACCAGUGGAAAGUAGCACUGGUGAAGCAUAACCUUAAUCUGAAAACAUUAACUCAGCCACAUUUAAGUAUGUACACAUCUGAGUUUGCAGGAAAGCAAAAGUGAGGAAGAACCAGCUUAAGGUGAAUUAAUAAAAAACACCUGCAUGUUUCCUGCAUGUGGAAACAGCAUUUUUUUUGUGUUUUCUACAUGCGUUUAAAUAUAUGUCAUGUUUGGAGACAGAGCCUUGGUACCACCAGGUCAUGUGAUGCUACCUGUCUAGGUCCUAGUGGAAUACAGACACCUGGGCACACACACAUUGGCCCAGUUCAGUGGAGAGACAAACCUAGGCAUGAUAGUGACCUUAAAAAUCAUAGAACUGUAGAACCAUAGAAUGGUUGGGAGGGACCUUAAAGAUCAUCCAGUUCUAACCUCUGCCAUGGGCAAGGUUGCACCUGGGGCAGAGAGAUUGGAGGAAGAGGUGACAUGGUUUUAUGAUUUUUUGGUAAUAACCACAUCAAUGGUUUACGGGCUGGUUCGUCCCGGUUCCAUGACUAGUGGGGAAGAGGGAUUUGCAAAUCCACGCCUCCAGAA